Chaetura pelagica (chimney swift) is the source of this 780-nucleotide messenger RNA. RefSeq names its product HtrA serine peptidase 2 (gene HTRA2). The record is from RefSeq and is a predicted model, not a curated record. Gene Ontology annotation, molecular function: protein binding; serine-type endopeptidase activity. Lineage: Eukaryota; Metazoa; Chordata; Aves; Apodiformes; Apodidae. The transcript is spliced from 7 exons. Gene Ontology annotation, biological process: programmed cell death; proteolysis; positive regulation of apoptotic process. Bases 1 to 774 code for a protein of 257 amino acids. Gene Ontology annotation, cellular component: mitochondrion.
AUGCACAGGCUCUGGAGUCUUCUGUUCCCUGUGCAUUUGCACCCCUUCUCAGGCCGUGAUGUGCCCAUCUCAAACGGCUCGGGGUUCCUGGUGUCCCCGGACGGGCUGAUUGUCACCAACGCCCACGUGGUGGCCAAUCGCCGGCGCGUGCGGGUGCGCCUGGCCAGCGGCGAGCAGUACGACGCCGUGGUGCAGGACGUGGACCAGGUGGCGGAUAUUGCCACCAUCAGGAUCAAGCCUAAGGUGGGCCCUGCAGCCGGGGGGGGGUCCCUGCCUCCCCCCCACCCCCGCCUGCUCACCUUCGGGAACUCCGGGGGGCCCCUCGUCAACUUGGACGGGGAGGUGAUCGGGGUGAACACCAUGAAGGUGACAUCAGGCAUCUCCUUUGCCAUCCCCUCAGACCGGCUGCGGAAGUUCCUUCAGAAGGAGGAGCAGCGGAAAAGCUCUUGGUUCGGGAAUGCAGAGACGAAGCGCCGGUACAUCGGGGUGAUGAUGCUGACCCUGACACCCAGCAUCCUUGCUGAGCUGAAGCUGCGUGACCCCAGCUUCCCUGAUGUCUCCUAUGGAGUGCUGAUCCACAAGGUGAUCAUUGGCUCCCCUGCCCAUCAGGCAGGGGUGAAGGCGGGGGAUGUGGUGCUGGAGAUCAACGGGCAGCCGUCACGGCGUGCGGAGGACGUGUACGAGGCGGUGCGGACGCAGCAGAGCCUGGCCCUGCUGCUGCGGCGCGGCCACGACGCCCUGCUGGUCAGCGUUGUCCCCGAGGUCACCGAGUAGCGCUGC